Messenger RNA from Syzygium oleosum, 1853 nucleotides. Its product is annotated as UPF0481 protein At3g47200-like. The transcript has a single exon. Bases 400 to 1779 code for a protein of 459 amino acids. The record is from RefSeq and is a predicted model, not a curated record. Lineage: Eukaryota; Viridiplantae; Streptophyta; Magnoliopsida; Myrtales; Myrtaceae.
UAGCAGAACUUCAGCUCCUUGGGUCAAUGGAAGAUGAAGGAAAACUGGUGCAGUUCCCACAUGAUCUGAGUAGUUAAAAUAUUCCUAAUGCCGCGUCUUGUUCUUGGUGUAACCUAACGCAAACGCCUUUCUUUAUGUUUGAUCAGAGGACUUCAAGUCUCCCACUUAGUCCAAGUAAAGCCAAGAAAGCUCCAAUAGAAAAUUAGCUAUGCCUCGGACUCGUGUCUGUCUAGUUGGCUCCUACCAGGUUUGGUUCACUGAACGUGCCAAAAAGCUCGUUGUGAUUGCAGCAUCAUCAGCCAGAGCAUCAGAGCCCACUAUCCAGAGGUCAACGAGGUCUUCGCUUCCCCAUCUUUGGUGUCUGCGAAGACCUGGUAUCUGAACAGUAGAGCGGCCGAGAUGGAGGUUCAAAUGAUUGGAGGAGCCAAUCCCAACCCCAUGAACGGUCACGGCAACCACCACCAUGUGGUCACGGUGGCGACGGAGGCGGCAAGGGACUGGUCAUCCGUAGUGCAUCGGAGACUCGGCCAGAGGCCGACCCGUCUGAAGCAUUCAGCUGGCAGUUACUCCUGCUGCAUCUUCAAGGUCCCUGGGACCCUCUUAGAGCUCAACCCCAAGGCGUACAAGCCCCGCAUCGUGUCCAUCGGCCCGUACCACCAUGGGAAAGAGUACGUACACAUGAUCGAAGAGCACAAGCCGCGGUUCUUCUCUGCUCUUCUCGCCCGAACCAGAAGCUUUGGAGUUGAUUACAACGAUUACUUCAAUGCCCUUGCGUCGAAGGAAGAGGAGAUUCGAGAUUGUUACUCUGAGCCACUCAACUUCGGCAGCUCGGAGCUCAUUGAGAUGAUGGUCCUCGACGGCUGCUUUAUCAUCGAGAUGUUCCGAGUGAUUGAGAGCAUCGUCACGCCCGAGCCCGAUGACCCGAUCUUCAACAUGUUGUGGACGUUCACUUCGUUCAUGCGCGACUUCCUCCAUCUCGAGAACCAAGUCCCCUUCUUCGUCCUCCAAACGCUCUACGAUAUGUCGAAGUGUCCUGCCGAUCCCCAGUACUCUCUCGUCGAGCUCACGCUGCGGUUCUUCAACUACGGCGUGCAGCGGCCGCCGGAUGUCCUCGUGAAGUACUAUGGAGUCGCGGACGUCAAGCACUUGCUCCAUCUCAUCCAGAUGAGCCUUAUCAACCUUCCUCCGGAAUCACCGAGGGAAUUCGACGACGAGUAUCUGCAGCUGGUCCGUUCAGUGACAAAGCUCCGUCGCUCGGGAAUCAAAUUCAAGCCGAGGAAGUGCGACGGUUGGCUUGACAUUCGGUUCAACAAUGGAGUGCUCGAGAUUCCCCCACUGACGAUUGAUGAACUGACCAGCUCCUUCUUCCUCAACUGUGUUGCGUUCGAGCAGUGCUACUGCUACUGCUCGCAGCACAUCACUAGCUACGUGACCUUCAUGGGGUGCCUCAUGGCCACUGCGGAUGACGCGAGCUUCUUAUCGGAUCACCAUGUGCUGGAGAAUUACUACGGGACCUACCCCGAAGUCGCGAGCUUCUUCAAUGACUUAGGGAAGGACGUGGGGUUCGAUAUUGGGAGGUGCUAUCUGGCUGGAGUGAUGGAGGACCUGAACAGGUACUAUAGGAACCAGUGGCGUGUGCGGUGGACGGGAUUGAAGCGUAAGUACUUUGGUAAUCCAUGGUCUUUGAUUUCGGCACUGGCGGCCUCCCUGAUUCUAGUGCUCACUUUCAUUCAGUCUUUCUUUGCGCUUUAUGCAUACGUGCGUCCUCCUCGGUCGUAAUGAGCUGUUUGUGUGUCUGUACGCUUUCCUGGGUUCAGCAUCUGUAAUGAAAUUCAACUGCUGAAUUGUGUCUU